Molecule: messenger RNA, 2496 nt
Organism: Brassica oleracea var. oleracea
Lineage: Eukaryota; Viridiplantae; Streptophyta; Magnoliopsida; Brassicales; Brassicaceae
Product: U-box domain-containing protein 52-like
Exons: 7
Coding region: 1-2496 (831 amino acids)
Biological process (GO): protein ubiquitination; protein phosphorylation
Molecular function (GO): ATP binding; protein kinase activity; ubiquitin-protein transferase activity
Source: RefSeq, a predicted model, not a curated record
AUGGAAGAAAAGAAAGCAUCAAGCGAACUAUCUCUGCCUCCUCCACCACCUCCUGUUAUAGCUGUAGCCAUUAAUGGAAAGAAGAAGAGCAAAUACCCCAUCUUUUGGGCUCUUGAGAAGUUCAUCCCCGAAGGCUUCUCCGAUUUCAAACUGCUCUAUGUUCGUCCUCCCAUCACUCACAUCCCUACCCCAAUGGGGAAUGCCAUUAUGAUAACAGAGCUUAGACAUAGCGUAGUAUCAGCUUACCUUAAAGAAGUUGACAGGAAAACGAACGAGAUGCUUCUUCCUUACACGAACAUGUUCGAAAGCAGAAAGGCGAGGGUAGAGAUUCUUGUAAUGGAAUCAGACGAGCCCGCAGAUGCCAUAGCAGAAGAGAUAGCUGGAAUUGGAGUCACCAAACUCGUUAUAGGGACGUCUCUUCGCGGAUUCUUUUCGAGAAAGAUCGAAAUGUCUUCCAUGAUCGCAACCGCGGUUCCAAGUUUCUGCACGGUCUUUGUUGUCUCAAAGGGGAGGCUAGCUUCUAUGCGUCCUUCCGCUAGUGUAAGCAUAACAUACGAGAGAAGCAGCACCACUAGUGGCUCCACUGAUAGUCCUAGAUCCCGUUCUGAGUACCAAGACUCUGUUUCGGAAGCGCGGUCUGGAAGCCAGGUGGUUCAGAUGGAUACGAGUUCAAGCGAUACGGACCACUCAGAAGUAUCUACAGGGAGAGGGAUGGAGAUUGUACAGAGAGGUGAUGAAGGGAAGAAGAGAAUCAAUAGCAAUGAGAGCUUUGGUGCAUCGUUUCCAAUGGGAGUGGAGGCGUAUAACGAGAUGAGCUGGACUUCUAGAUGGAGAGAUCAUGAGGACAGGAGAGAGGUCGUGAGCUCGUCUUCGAGCAACAGCCACGAGAUAGCGAACAUGGAUUGGAGAGCAGUGGCUCCUGAGAGUGAGAACUCUUCUUUGGUUUCUCAGGAAGCUUCUAACAUGUCUGAAGGACUCCUCAGUGUCAACUCCGUCACCGAUAAUCAGGCGAAUCUGAGCUUUCAGAUAGAGAGGCUAAGAGCCGAACUGAAACAUGUUGAGGAGAUGCAUGCCAUGACUCAAACUGAGACUAUCGAUGCCUCGGAAAAGCUAACUGAUCUUAACCAGAGAAAAUUCGAGGAAUCAGAGAAGCUUGUGGAGCUGAAAAAAGAGGAAGAAGUAGCUAAAGAUACAGCUUCAAAGGAGAAGGAAAGAUACGAAGAGGCGAUGAAGGAGGCAGAGAAGGUCAAAGAAAGCAUGAUGCAUGAGGCUUUACAUAGAAGAGAAGCAGAGAUCAAAGGAGAACGCGAUGCUAAAGAGAAAGAUAAGCUCCAGGCUUCUCUCGUCUCUCCAGGGAUCCAAUACCAACAUUACUCCUGGGAAGAACUCGCAGCUGCCACUUCUGACUUCUCUGAAGAUCUCAAGAUUGGUAUUGGAGCCUAUGGAACCGUCUACAAAUGCAAUCUGCAUCACACCACCGGUGCUGUCAAGGUCCUUCACGCUGAAGAAACUCAGCUCUCUAAACAGUUUGAUCAAGAGCUUGAGAUCUUGAGCAAGAUCCGUCACCCUCACCUCGUCCUUCUACUUGGGGCAUGCCCUGAACGAGGCUGCCUCGUCUAUGAGUACAUGGACAAUGGAAGCUUAGAUGACCGUUUGAUGCUAGUCAACGACACACCUCCAAUCCCUUGGUUCGAGCGUUUCCGGAUUGCUUUAGAAGUAGCUUCAGCGCUUGUCUUCCUCCACAAAUGCAAGCCUAGACCCAUCAUUCACCGAGACCUCAAACCAGGAAACAUCUUGCUUAACCAAAACUUCGUUAGCAAACUUGGCGAUGUUGGUCUCUCCACAAUGGUUAACCAAGACGACGCUGCUUCUAAAAUUACGGUCUUGAAGAAAACAAGUCCAGUGGGAACUCUCUGUUACAUUGACCCUGAGUAUCAGAGAACCGGUCUCAUCUCACCAAAAUCUGAUGUGUAUUCUCUUGGUGUUGUGAUUCUUCAGCUGAUAACCGCGAAACCCGCGAUAGGCAUUACACAUAUUGUGGAAGAAGCCAUUGGUGACGAUGCUGAGUUUAUGGGACUGUUGGAUGUUAAAGCUGGAGCUUGGCCUAUUAGUGAGACUCGUGAGUUAGCUGCUUUGGGACUGCAUUGUACGGAGAUGAGACGCAGAGACAGACCAGACCUUAAAGAUGAGAUCAUCCCGGCUUUGGAACGGCUUAGGAAAGUCGUCGACAAAUAUCAAAACUCGCUCUCUAGAACUCCGUCUGGUCCUCCAUCUGGCCCUCCAUCUCACUUCAUUUGCCCACUUCUCAAGGGAGUGAUGAACCAGCCGUGCUUAGCUUCGGAUGGGUACACUUACGAUCGCGAAGCCAUAGAGGACUGGCUGAGAGAGAAGGAUACGUCGCCGGUGACUAACCUUCCAUUGCCUAACAAGAACCUUCUUGCUAAUUACACUCUUUACUCAGCAAUCAUGGAGUGGAAGAAAUCUAAUAAACUAUAG